AUGCAGAUUGUGCAGCGUCUCAUUGCUUCCCGCAGCACUGGCACCUCGCAGACGCCGAUUGCAAAGAAGUUGAAGCAAACCAAUUUGAAAAAGUUUCUCAAAAAACUGAAAGAAGAUGUUAAAACGCCGAGCUACUCCGCCGAUUUGAAACAGUGGCGAGAAAGCCAUCUGGCUGAGGUGCUUCCUUCUUCGAGCACCACCUCUUCCCUCAAAAGCAUCGCCGUCCGGGGAAGCACCGCGGCCGAGUACCGCAUCAACGAGCAACAGGUGCGCAUUGAGAACUCCGCCAACAUUGGCCGUCACUUUGUGGCGAACGGGAUCAUUCCCGCGGAGACGGUCAUCCUUCAGGAGCGACCGAUCAGCCUGGCAGUGCAGCCCACAGUGCUCGGAGUGAAGUGCACCGCCUGCUACCACGACUUGGGCCACAGGUAUGUGCCCUGUGAGGAGUGCACCCGCGCCGUCUACUGCGACAGCGGUUGCGCCCAGGCGGACGCCCUGGUGCACUCCACCACCUGCGGCGGCAUGAAGGAGCUGCUCUACGAGAAGGUGGGCACUUUUGCCAUGCACCUCCUGCAGUUGAUCACUCGCGUCGGAGGGCCAAAGGAGGCGUUGGAGAUUCAACGCAAACUGGCUGACGAAGGCUACAGCAUUGAUCAGUACUUGGAGGAGAAGAAGGCAUUGCUUUCAGGUAAGGACAAAAAUGUCUUACUGGACCACCAGCUGUCUGUUGUCGACUACAAGAUGGCCUGCAUUCUGGCAAGCAAUGAGGACAAGCAGACGCUGGAGUCGCACGUCAAGUACACGGUGAUGGCGCUGGAGACGGCCAUUGCCAUCAUCUUCGUCUCAGAGAAAGAAGGUGACAAUGGUCACCUUCUGGAUGAAACUGACUUUCUAGUGCCCUUUGCCGCCCGACUGACCACUAACCUGCGCCAGCUGAGCUACAACGUCUUUGGGUGGACUGACUGGGCGCUGGACCUGUACGUGGGCAACUGCCAGGCGCUGGUCGGCUCACUGGUGAACCACAGCUGCGUGGCCAACACCAAGUGGGAGUGGAAGGACGGCGUCAUCAGUUUCGUCACCAAGCGCGAGGUGGCCGCCGGAGAGCACAUCACCAUCUCCUACGGUCCCAGCGACUGGCAGUCGUACAGCACUCGACAAGAG
This is a messenger RNA of Rhagoletis zephyria (snowberry fruit fly), 1161 nucleotides long. Lineage: Eukaryota; Metazoa; Arthropoda; Insecta; Diptera; Tephritidae. The record is from RefSeq and is a predicted model, not a curated record.